AUGGAAUCACGGCGUAAGCGAGUGGAGCAAAAGGGCCGCUUUACUAUUACUGAGAUCAUUCCUGGCUCACCAUAUUCUUCCCAUGGAUCUUCUUCACCUACAUUUCUGGAUGAUACACCAAUAUCUUCUAGUAAUGAUUGUGGUGGAAUGGCAACGAUUCAACCAAUCUCUCAUCAGCAAUUAAAUGCUGUCGAGAGCAAUAAUCCCAUACAACUUGUUGUAAACCAAAUUGUAGAGCUAAAGAUGGAAGAAACAUCUGAUCAUUUGUAUACACAGACUGAAAGAGUGACAGAAUCUUCUUUUGUAUCGAAUAAAACAAGUGUCCUGAUUGCUUCAGAAACACAAGCUGUUGCAAUUGAUCCAACAUGUAAAGUUAUGACUUCUGUAACUACUUGUGCUGCUUCAGCUUCGGGAGACUUGUUGCAAAAGUACUCGUCUCCUAAGAAAAGCCGUGAAGGCGUGCAGCGAGCUCGACGGAUCAAGCGUAGAGGACGCUUCACCAUUAUCGAAAUGGCAUCUGACUCGCCAACAUCUAAGAAAGAUUCUGACGAAUUGUAUGAUCAUCGUUUCGUCACUACAACUUCAGUCGAAGGAUCUUCUGGUGAAAGUCCUCCGCAGCAACUUAGUCGCAGCCUCGAUUCCAUGGAGCGUCGCACUAAGCCAAAGCGUGCGACUCGGUCAAUGCCUCGUCUUCGGCAGCCUUCGUCCGUGCGUCGUUCGAGACGACGAAGCGCAAGUCCAGCUCGUGAGCUCGUUGAACCCAUGGACGUGGUAGGUCUCACUGGAAAUCAGCAAGACAGUGCUGAACACGCGGCUGAGAACACGGAUGUUUUGGAUAGAAUAACUUUAACAAGUGCUAUUGACGUUGGUACUGGUGCCUCAAAGAUACCACAUGCCAGCGCAUCAGUAUCAAUGACUUGUCUAACGAUUCCCAAUAGCGAGAGGACUGCCACGGACGCUUCGUCUGCUGUUCGUCCUACUGCGCCGUCUUCGCAGGUCAUAAAUGUUUCUGAAACGAACGGCAACAUUGUUGGGCUACCACAAUCAUCAUCAAUGGCGAUAUCCGUUGAGCAGUUUUUACAGCAGCAGCAAACGAUUGCCUCGCUAAUUCGACAACAACACGAUCUAAAGCAGGUCAUCGGCGUGCUUCAGGAGCAACAAGAACAACUGAUGUCCAUUCCGUCGCAAAUCAAUGAGCUCAAUAGUCAAAGCGCACGCAUGAACAGUGACUGGACCAGAGACGACGAAACGCAAGAACUUAGCAUGAAGGUUCAAUCGUUAAUGCUUGCUAAUGAAUCUCUGCAUUCAAUGCUCAAUGCUGCGGAGCGGGAGGUGCGUCGCCGCAAUUUGCAAAUAGAGUGCUUGUCGGAAGAGAAUGAUGAGCUACGUCAGCGCUGUGGACAGCUAGAGCUAUUUUUGGAAACCGAAGACUAA
Peronospora belbahrii is the source of this 1434-nucleotide messenger RNA. The record is from the annotation of a GenBank genome assembly. Lineage: Eukaryota; Oomycota; Peronosporomycetes; Peronosporales; Peronosporaceae.